Molecule: messenger RNA, 745 nt
Organism: Glycine soja
Lineage: Eukaryota; Viridiplantae; Streptophyta; Magnoliopsida; Fabales; Fabaceae
Product: protein yippee-like
Exons: 6
Coding region: 199-576 (125 amino acids)
Cellular component (GO): ubiquitin ligase complex
Source: RefSeq, a predicted model, not a curated record
GUAACAGAAACAUGUGUGCCUAAGAAGAAUGCACACAAAGUUUGUAACGAGUGUCAUCAUUCCCAGGGCCAAACUCUAACCCUUUCAUUUCACAUUGUAAUCGCCAAAUUUCGGAGAUCCAUUGAUUGCAUUGCACACAAUACCACCACCCUCUCUGCUCUUUCUAUUUCUCGUUGAUAGAUUGGUGUAAAGGGAGACAUGGGAAGGCUUUUCUUGAUCAACCUUGAAGGAAACUUCUAUAGUUGCAAACACUGCCAAACACAUUUUGCUCUUGAGGAUGAUAUCAUUUCCAAGUCUUUCCAAUGCAGGCAUGGGAAAGCUUUUCUUUUUGACAAAGUUGUGAAUGUCACUGUUGGUGAGAAAGAAGAACGGAUGAUGAUCACCGGAUUGCACACUGUCGUUGACAUAUUCUGUGUUGUAUGUGGGUCCAUUGUUGGGUGGAGAUAUGAGGCUGCUCAUGAGAAGACUCAGAAGUACAAAGAAGGAAAGUUUAUCCUUGAAAGGUUUAAGGUGUUGGGACCUGAUGGCAGCCUCUACUUGGCAGCUCAAGCAGCUGGAAGUGAUGCUGAUGAUUAAUUUGCUCAUUCCAUGUUUGAAUUGUACAUUCUCCAUGCUUCCACUUUAUGAAAAUCUGCUAUCUUAGCUAUUAGAAAUGGUAGUAUAAUAGUAUAUUUGCAACUCAAAGAGCUUUGAAAGUUACAAUUUAUAUUUCAAUUCAGAGCCAACAUGUCCUUUCUCUGCGUCU